Molecule: messenger RNA, 1057 nt
Organism: Mus caroli (Ryukyu mouse)
Lineage: Eukaryota; Metazoa; Chordata; Mammalia; Rodentia; Muridae
Source: RefSeq, a predicted model, not a curated record
UUAAAGUUUCCCGGCCCGGCCUCGCGCGGGGUGGGCCGCGGCCGGCGGCCGGCGGGAGGGCGGCCAUGCGAGGGAAACUUGAAGUUGAGAGACGCCGGCCGCGCCGCAACUUGCGAGCAACUUGCCGGGCGGAGGGAGCCAUGUUGUCAGCUUUGUCUGCGGCGGGCGGCGCUCGGCGGCCCCCGGCUCGCGCGGCGCUGGCGGGGGGUCGUGCGGCCUCGGCGGCCCCAGGGCCCGGUGGGGAGCACGCUCGGCCGGUGGGAAGCGGAGCCAUCUUACCCGGCGGCACGACGCCUGCUCCGGACCGCCGGGGGCGAGCGGGCCCGCGCCUUCCCGCCCGAGCCCCGCCGAGGCUGUCCUCGCGCCGCUCUCCGGCUCCCUCCACCAACCAGCGCCGAAGGCGGGCGCUGGGCUCGGCCCCUCGGCGCCUGGCUCCUGAGGGGCGGCCGUGCUCUCCGCAGGCGCCCGGGAUGCUGUGCGCAGCCUCUCCCGGGGGACGGAGACCUCUCGGAGAGAAAUGGUGAGGGGCUGGGAAGUUCCAUGGCACCCUAGAGCAGAAGCAGGGUGCUUAACCAAUUCCAGGCACUUCUCUGGCUUUUAGAAAGUCUGAAAGACUUUCUCCAGAACGUGUGAAGAAGAUGCAAUUAAAAUAACUCCACGUCCAAGCAGAUGGAGAAAAUGCAAACAUUAGCUGGGAGAUAGAAGGCAAAGUCCUUUCUGAAGUACAUUUUACGGUUUAAAAAUGCGAAAUAGUGAGGUAAUACAGAGCUUAGAAAACUAAAAUGUGGCUUCUUAACGCUUUUCUUAGAUUUUAUUAAAAUCAAUGCUUCAUUUUCAACAUUUGAAACAAAAAGUUUAACUUCAUUGGUGUUAAAUUUUAGUUGACGAGGAAGACAUCUUGGGACUUGAAAGUAUUAAGACAAAAUGCCUUUAGGAGUAUUAUCCUAAUCAUGACGAAAAGAAUUUCUCUUUUAAUUUAAAAGUUUAUAAUCUCUACAAUGUACUUCAUGUAUAAUGUUAACUUUAAUUAUAAAAACAAUUGCAAUAAACCUUUAAC